CUCAACUGUCUUAUAAGAAGAGACUUCAAUCGGCACUUCUCCCAGAAAAUUUUGAGACUACUCCCUGCUGCUUUGUUAAGAGAGAUCUUAGACAUUAUUGUUGACAACCGUUCCACCACACCGCACCACAGGACUCGAUAAUGUCCCUGUCACGCUCAGAACACGGGGGUCCCAUUGGCACCCUGGUCCAUGGAAUCACUUCGGGCAUCGGUUUUGCAACGGAAGUUCACAAAUACAAGAAGGCAAGGAAAGCUGCCAAAGAAAAACAAGAUCAAGGACAGCAAGUGCAAGCACCAUCAGAAGAACAAGAUCGAACCCUAGAACAACACAAACAAGAAGAUGUAUCACAUUCUGCCUCUUCUUUGCCUCCGCCAUAUACAACAACACCUUUUAGCGAGAACCAGGAAGUUCCGGAUGCCGCAAGUCCAGCCCUAGUCGACUCACCUACUGCCCGGAAUGAUCUCGAGUACUCGUGGGAGCUCGAUGAAGCGCAGGAGCAGGUCUUGAAGAGCCCCGAGUACGCGCCCAGGAAGAGCAAACAGGGAACUGCCAACCCAGACAAAGUGAUUGCCGCUUUUCUCCUUCGGCGUCCUCCUCCUCCUGCUGCUUUGCUAAAUCCCGAUACCAAGCUUCUAUACCCGGUUGCAGUUCCUCAGCGCCGUCCUAAGGACAAGAAGCGCGGAUUCAUCCGCGCCUAUGCCCCUGAUUUGGAAACCGUUGGCAUUGACCAGGAGACCUGGUUCGACAUGAUUGAAUCACUGAACGAAGCAAGCCUUGCCAAUCCGUGGAUGAACGCCAUCAACCUAGCAUCGUUAGCGGCAACCCCUCUGCCCUUCGCAAUCUCCACAGCUAUAUCUGUGGCGAUCAUGGUUGCUACAGAUGUUGCAAUCGAGGCACAGAGUCGGUAUCGACAAAACAAAGCCCUCGACAAGCUGAACCAAGAGUUCUUCCGACCGCGUGGGCUCUAUUGUCUCGUGAUGACAUGGGACGCUACAGCCUCCGGCGCUCGCACUAACAUGGAUAUUAACACCACUAUCCAAGACACGAUGAAUGGCCAAGGGCGGAUGUCGCAUCGAUUCCAGUCUUCGAGCGGUGUCACUAACGGCAUUGAGUCAAUCCAGACGGCGGAGCUCAUCUUCCCGGGUCUGGACUUCCUCGCUAUGGCGUCCAAGGAUGAGCAAGCUGGCUUUAAGAAGAAGAUGGAGCGCGGAAAGCAGUUUCUAGAUGAUUACCUCGACCGCAGGGCACAAGCCAAAUUUCUCGCCGAGAACCCCAAUAGCCAUCUCACUCAAGCUGGAAAACCAGAAUUUGCGUCCAAGUACGCCGAUCCCACGCAUCCCAUGCACAGUAGUUUGUCUGUGAGCGGGAUGAGAGGGGCUUUACAGCAAAAUCGUGGCUUGGGCGCCCGGGGCGAGACCGGACGCAGAUUAGGAGGAAGACAAGACGGUGGUGGUCUCCUCGGGCUGGUCAACCUAGCUGCUUCCCAGGUGGCGGCCCAUCGUAAUCAGCAAAAGUACGACACCAGCCGAGAAAAUCCACCAGCGCCGUAUGGGGUGGCAAGUUCCGGGUACUUUGAUGGAGGUGAGUACCAGCAACAACAACCAUCCCGCGCUACGACUGGUGGACGUGUAAACGGAGGCCUCGGUUUGAAAAAGCUACUUCAAACGAAGGUACUUUACUUGAUGGUCGUCAAUAUGCCGACGGAAGAAGAAUUAGCCCAAGCACGAACUUUGACCGCUGGAUGGAGUAUUCAGGGGCAACAGCAGGAAUUGUAGGAAUGUUUCUAAGCCAGGUCCUGGUCGGACUGGUAAUAAUUUGAUGUGCUCUAGUGUGCUACUGUCUCCUGCUUAAUGCGCCUAUUCGCUGCUGAAUUCUUGAGUGCUACAAUUCACUAUUUCAGAUCGCUUUGAAUGAGUGACGGGAGACAGGUAUUUCUUUAAAUUGUACGCAUUUCUUUUCAAUCCCAGCAGCUGCUCCAUAUAUCUUUAGACGCCACUCCGGAUGGGUCUGACCUUGGCUGUCCAAUCAGGCCAAAAAGAA
Aspergillus brunneoviolaceus CBS 621.78 is the source of this 2040-nucleotide messenger RNA. RefSeq lists its product as uncharacterized. Bases 141 to 1775 code for a protein of 544 amino acids. NCBI's taxonomy places the organism in Eukaryota, Fungi, Ascomycota, Eurotiomycetes, Eurotiales, Aspergillaceae. The record is from RefSeq and is a predicted model, not a curated record. The transcript has 4 exons.